AAAACCUUGUUUCUUUUUUUCAAUGCAAUAUUUUCUACAACUUUGAGCAUCAGUGUCAAACAAAUGAUCAGUUUGAAGCUACAACCUGCAUCAGUGUCACAGAAAAAAAAUCAUUGUUACCCUGGAUGUGUUUGUUGUCUGAUAAUUCAGUGGAGGAAACUUUAAAAAGUGCUUUUGGAGUGAGCUUUCAAGUGUGUUUUUAAGAUGUAAAACAUAACUUAUUAUUUAAACAGUCAAACAAAAGCAGUGACAUUUUAUAUGACUGUGAAUGUCUCCAUGACUAAAAAAAAAAAAGCAAACUGCACGAAAGGAAUUAUUCUCUUAGGAGUUUCCUGACACAAAGUCUGGUUAAUUAUUCCCUCUAUUGUUAAAUUUAUUAUUUAAAAACAGAACAAUUGUACAAUUUUCCAUGCACGACUCUUCGGUUAUUUAUAUAUUAUUACCAGAUGACGUAUUAAUUCCUCAUCCCAUGACACUGGGAAACAAAACCACAUCCAGAGUACCGCUGCUUUUUUAUGGCUCUUUGGUGCAGUUUUGUGAUUCAAACUGAUAAUUUGCAGAACUGAUGAUCAAAGUUGUGGAAAAUAUAUCGCACUGUGUUCAGUAAAACAAGGUUUUGACUUUAGAUUGUGACUCCCGGAGUAGACGUGAAAUUGAUUUGGUUUUAAUUUUUAAUAGAGCUAAAAUAUGUUUUUCAUUCCUGAAACGAGUCUCUCUCUUGUGCUUGUGAAGUUAUAAGACUCAAAAAUGCUGGAAAAAAUAAUAAAACACACAGACCGUCAACCCACCCCUGUGUGCUUCCAGGGACUGUAGCUGAAAACAUUCAACACAUGAAUGUCACUUCAUUGACAAAGGUACAACAUCUAUGUAGUUUAAAACUCAGAGAAUUCUGAAUUUUGCGUUUUAUAUUUGUCUCUUUUGCGCAGUUAGUAAGAUAAACAAACACAGGAUGGAAGAUAUUACAAUUCUAUGGUAAUGCACCUUACAGUGUGUGUGUGCUUUUUGUAACAGGUGUGAGUUACAGAGACAAAAGAGGGGGAAAAAAGCAUAAGUAUGUCCAGUUAAUUAAAGCAAACCAUUCACACUCUGCAGUCUGAUUCCACUCGAGAGAGGAAAGCUGGACUAUGAGUGCUUCCUUUGUUUGUUGGUGAAUUAAUUUCUCGUGGUAACCAAAGAGAGACAUUGAAUACAGUACAUUGGAAAAGGAUUUUCAAGGCUCCGUACGAGUGGUGACAGAAAUAAUGAAAACAUGCCCAGCUCAGAGUGGAGGCCUAUCACUGCGCACAGUUUGGCUUCAGAUUGUGACAACUGGAUGUGAAAAUGUGUUUGGUUUUAGUUUCUAUUUGAGCUCAAAUAUGUUUUCCAUCCCUGAGAAUGUCAUGAGUCUAUUUCCAAGUUGAAAUUUAAAAGCAAAACAUUCUGCCUCACUUCUAUGUAGUUCCAGGGUGUGUAACUCUGAAUAUUUCCACAUAUUCUGGUGUUUAUCAUCAUUUCUGAUACUAUACAGACAUGGGCGGUUCGUAGCAAGCAGGAGAACAAAUCCUGAGCUGCCUCCAAUGAAAGUCUGAGAAGGAAAGAGCAGGCGCAAGUAUUUUUAGACAUGAAAAAAUGACUGAUUUUAACGACCAAAAAUUGAGUGUAAGUGGAUUAUUGUGAAGCUCAGGACUGCGAGUUCUGGGUGUCCUCCAGAUCAAUAGCGGCUGGAAUGUGGCUGUGAGACGUUCAGGGCCUCAGAGAGGAGCUUCGCCUGCAGACCAAAUAAGGACAGGAGCAGUAGGACCUGUCAACUGGAGCAGGAGGAGGCCCGGGGAUGAGAAGCGUUCAGGGAGGGGGCUGGAUUCUGACAGAGGCUGCUUCACAUCUUCACUACAAGUAGGUGAGCAGAGACUGAAACUGGGAAACGGUGCUUGAUCUGCAACGCUGGAUUCCAUUUGAAGUGCUGAAAGAAAGUUAGGGUGAGCAAGUGCUGGUGGUUCACACUGAGUCAGUUCCCAAAAUCUGACCAAUUACCUCACCAGUGGGUGUGGUCUCUCCACUCUCCUCCUCCCACCCCACACCCCCCUCCAACCCCCUCGCAUGGUUCAAAAUCUCCAUCACUUUGAUGUCCCUCUGCUCUUUAAGCUGUGAUCCCGGCCGGCAGCGUGCACUCCACUGUGUGUGCUGUUGUCAGGACGGCAUUAAAGGGUCAUGCCGCUGAAUGUGGUGCUGGACGGGCCGGCCCCCUGGGGGUUUCGCCUGACAGGAGGGAAGGACUUCAACCAGCCGCUGACCAUCUCCAGGAUCACCCCUGGCAGUAAGGCGGCUCUCGCCAACUUAUGUGCCGGAGACGUCAUCCUGGCCAUCGAGGGAGUUCCAGCCAUGGACAUGCUGCACUGUGAAGCCCAGAACAAGAUAAAGGAAUCUACUUAUCAGCUCUGCCUCACUGUUGAAAGGAAUGAAUCCAGACUGUGGUCUCCACGUGUGGUGGAGGACGGCAGAGCUCAACCAUAUAAAAUGAACCUGCAGGCAGAGCAGCAGGAGUAUAAACCGAUAGGCGCUGCUCACAACCGGAAAGCUCAGCCAUUCGUUGCAGCAGCCAACAUCGAUGACAAGCGGCAGGUGGUCAGUACUUCCUACAACACUCCCAUCGGCCUCUACUCCUCAGGCAACAUCCAGGACGCUAUGGAGGGCCAGAUGCGAGGCCUGGUCCACCACAAGCCUGACAGCCCCAGAUCUCUGAUCAACAUCGAGGAUUCGGACGUUUACCGGAUGCUACAGAAAGACCAGGAGGAGCCUCAGGAGCCUCGGCAGUCCGGUUCCUUUAAAGCCCUGCAGGAGUUCAUUGACAGCGAUGGCUCUCGUCCCAUUGUGACUCGGACAGUAAAAGCACCGACAACCAAACCGACGGCGCCCACAGGAAACCUGCAGAAGCUGCCUGUCUGCGACAAGUGUGGGAAUGGCAUUGUAGGGACGGUGGUGAAAGCUCGAGACAAAUACCGUCACCCCGGCUGCUUCGUGUGCUCCGACUGUGACGCCAACCUGAAACAGAAGGGUUAUUUCUUUGUGGAGGGCCAGCUGUACUGCGAGACUCACGCUCGGGCCAGGAUGAGACCACCAGAGGGCCACGACCUCAUCACGACAUUUCCCUCAGCGUAGAAUCCCCCCAUAGAAAGACACAAACGCACACAUACAUCUGCGUUUUGUGAGGUCAUCUGCACUUUGAUGUUGUCUGUGUGCAACAAUAUUUCAGUAAGAAAAUACACUUUGAUUUCUCUGAACUUACCAGCGUCUUUUUUGGAUAUGUAAAUCACAUUUCACAGGUGAUUAUUCGAUUUAUCAGUCAAUCAGAUGUUGUUUACAUAGCACUUUUCAUACAAACAAAAGUGCAACACAAAGUGCUUUGCAAAAUGUUUUAAAAAUGCAACAAAACAGUGCAAACAACCCCAGCUAUCAAUAAAAAAAAUGGAAACACUAUGGUGUUUAAUACAUGAAAUAAACUAAAAUGAAAUAAGCUGGAUAAGUAAUUAAAAUAAGAGAAGCUAGAUAAGUAAAAUAAAACAAGCUGGAUAAUAUCUAAAAUAAAAUAAAUGAAAUACAAUAAAAUUAGCUAGAUAAUAAACUAAAAUGAGAGAAUAUACAUAUAUACAGGGUGUCCCAAAAAAUGUAUACACCUUUUAACAGCUGAUAACUAACCUCACAUCACUAGACUUCUUUUUAUGGGGAUACCUAAAAGACAAAGUCUGUGCAAUGAGACAUGCAACAGUCACUGAACUGAGAGCAACCACUGAAUGUGAAUGCACGCAAAUACCAAGGGAAUUGUUUCAUGAUGUGUGCUAUUCCAUCGCUUCACGUUGUCGGCAGUGUCUGGACCAGAACGGACAUCAGUUUGAGAACAGGCGGUGACAAAACAAUAGAAUGAUGUUUGUAAAUUCUUUUACAUGUUGAAAAUUACAUAAAUUCUAAUAAACACCAAACUGUGUAUAUAUUUUUGGGACACCCUGUAUACAUAAAAUAAGAAAUUAUAAAAAUGAGAGUAAUAAAUGAAAUGUAUCAAAUGAUCAAAGGCCUGUUUGUUCUGUGAGAAAUAUUCUUUAGUCAUAAAAGACAAAUUCUGAGAAAUACUCUGUACUCUUGGACUAAUGCAGUCAAAACACAUCAUAAUCAUGUUCAUGGAUGAAUGUGGGAUCAUGGAAGCAUUUGUAAUUAGAAAAAAGACGUGAAAAAGCUUGACUGAUACAUUUAUGGUGGAGAAUCGACUUUGGCUAAGAUGGCUGUCAGAUCAUCUUGCAGAAGACCCAAAAAAUGUUGGACAACAGAAUAAAAAUCAAGCCAGAAGACAUUGCUGACUGAAAUAAGCAGAGAAUGCUGAGAAAAAACACCAAAGAAGCAGAAUAGUCAUGCAGAAGUACAACAUUGUCUAACCAAUAACUGCAGAAGAAAUAUUAUUUACUUUGUACACACUCCAGUUUGGCAUUAUUAUUAGAAAAACUACAUUAAUAUUUAUUGCUAAGCAGAUGACACCCUAAUAUAUUUGUCUAUAAAGUCAAAAAACCAAAGGGAGAGCUGAUAAUCUUCAUUAAAUUACACUUGUGCAUAAUUUUAGGCAUUUUAAAAUGAACCAAUUUAAAACCUUUUUCAUUUUAUUGCUUUAAAGACUCUGCAAAGCCUCGUAAUUUUUAGCCGUGCUGGAAGACUUGCUCUGCAGAUGGUAUCGAUCUGAUCUUUGUUCAUUUGAUCCACAGCUUAGAGCUUCAGUUUCAACAAUGAUUGUGAGUUUUGUCUCCACGUAUGAGCAGGAGAAAUGACUAUUCAUAUGUGCACCUGACUAUUAAAAAUCUAUGCUCGUCAAAAUGUUCCCAUACAGGUGAUUUCAGGUUGCUUCUUGGGAUGUGCAGUUGGUCUGAUCGAUUCCAGAACUUUGUCUUUCUGCCACCCUCAGAAUAACCCGAGCAAAUGUUCAAUCAGUGACUGAACACGCUUGUGAGCAGGGCCUUGAAUGGUUCACACUUCAGCAUGUUUGUAACGGUGACAGAGGGACUUGAGUGAGUCGAGGGCCCUUCAGCCACCAUCCUGAUCGACCGUCCACAGUGAGAUAUUUCACAGCCACGGCUGAGUAAACCUUUAUCCUGUGAUACUUUAUACCGUGAUGUAACAAUGAUGCACGACUCACCUCUGAAUAAGCGACUUUCAUUUGUAUUCAUCACCAGAGAAGGAUUUUUCUGUUAUAAAGAAAGAACGACCAACGGGGAUGAAAAUGUUACUGAAGAGGUUUCAUUUUUUUCAUUCCUGUUGGUGUCACAAUGUUGAACUGAUUUAAAUCAUGAUUAUCUGACAGAUUCCAGUUUGUUUGUGUUCAUCAACGAUGAUUCUUCCAGAAUUCCACAAGGUUCUGUGUUAGGACCAGUAUUAUUUACUAUGUUCAUGCUCCCCUUAGACAAAAUUAUUAGGAAACACUGCAUAAAUAUCCAUUUCUAUGCAGAUGACACCCGGUUAUAUUUAUCGAUAAAACCAAUUGAAACCAGUCAGUUAGUCAAAAUCCAGACAUGACUUGGGGACAUAAAGGUCUGGAUGACCUCUAAUCUUCUUCAGAUAACUUCAGACAAAACUGAGGCCAUUGUAUUUGAUCCUAAACACCUCAGAAACACACCAUCUACAACUCCCAGUUUGGAUUCGAGAGGCAGACAUGAAAAGUCAUUUCUGUCUGAUGAACCAAUGUUUAGCAGUGGCAAUAACAGUUUCAGUUCCCGGUUUUUGCUAUUUUCUGUUUCUUUCCUAAGAUUUGGUAAAGUCUGCAUCUUUGUUGAUAUUCACAUAUGCAGAUGACGCACAUAUUUACGUGAGAAUGAGGUCUAAUGGAUAUGCCAAUCUCCAAAUUCAAAACUUGCUGCUCAGAAUAAGUUCCGCUCAGCAUUCUUCAAUUAAAUACCAGUAAACCCUCCCUUAUCCCCGCUCUCACCCCAGCCGGCCGAGGCAGAUGGCCACCUUCCCUGAGCCUGGUUCUGCCAGAGGUUUUUUCCUCAACAUUAAAAGGUUUUUUUGGGUCCUUCCCACCAUUGCUGACUGCUUCCUCAUAGGGAAUCCAAAGGCAACUUUGGACUGUUGGAUGUUCUGUUCUUCGUUUAAAAUUUGUAAAGUCUUCACUAUGUUGAGCGCUAUGAGAUGACAUAUGUUGUGAUAUAGAGCUAUAUAUAUAAAAUCAAAUUAAAUUGAAUAUGUGAUGCAAUAAUUCAGUCACUAAAUAGAAACACGGUCAAGAUAAAUUUACACAAGCAUGCACUGCUAGCAAAUCAGAAGCAGAAUAUUUGUAUGCAGGGUUUAGAUUAAAACUUAAAAACAUUAAGACAUAAUAUAAUAAUUCAUCCAUUUGACAGAUUGGUUGCUAAGGGGGCAAUUCAUUUUUCACACAGGGCAAGAUGGCGCUGGACAGCCUUCAACAGAGAAAAUCAUCAUUUAAAGACUGCAUUUUGUGUUUUCUUGGGUUUCUUUGUCUUAUAUUUAAAUUUGUUUGACGAUCUGAAACACAUUAAGAGUGAACAAUACGCAAAAAUAGAAGAUGUCUGUAAGAGGGCAAAUACUUUUUCUUGGACUCAUGCAGUGGAACCACAUUACAAUAGGAUCAUGAGAAUGUAUUUAUGAAAAAAAGAUGCAAAAAGCUUGAUGGAUACAUGAUUUAUAGUGGUUAAGAUGGCCAUGCAGGAUAUUUGCAUGCAGGGUUGUUAGAUGUAUAUUGAAAUAAAAACGUCCAGGCAAUAGUACCAGUGUCAGUAGUGGGAUUAAUUCAGUUGACUGAGGAUAGAUCCUGAUGCUGUGUUAUGUUGAGACAGUGGGGGGAGCUGCAGUAUCAUUCUUUAGUUGUUUGUCAAGUACAACAGACAGAAGACAGAGUGAGUUGCUGAGAAGUUUGUGUUCAACAGUACACUAACAUCACUUUUACAUUAUAUGAUUAAAUACUGCACCUUACAGUAAUCGCCCUACUGAUGGUUUGGACUCAGAGGUGUUUUCUGCACUCAAGUCAGGCGACAUAAUUUGCCAGGUCAUAAUUUUCACUUUUUCUUCUUUGGAAACUUUUCUGUGAUGUCCUCCGUGUUUUGAUUCAUUCACAGACGUCUAAAGAAGUCGUCUCAACACCUUCUGCACUCAUGCAGCUGCGUAUCGUCCCACUCCCACCUCUGAGCUUCACUGUCACGACUAUGAAUGCCGAGCUUUGUCUGAGCUGAACAUAAUCACCUUGACCAUCAUCACGCUCCUCUUUCAUGUUUCUGUGAAAAGCUCAAUCUUGUGGUUUUGUACCAAACAGCAGCUGUCCGUUACAUUGAUGUUAUGUCAAACUGCCCUUCACACUGUCAAAGAAUCUCUGGUUUGUGGAGUCAUUUUAAGAGAACACUCACUGCGGUAUUGUGGUUGUUUCUGUAUCUCCUGAUUACUGCAGCAAAAGUGUUGAUUUUUAUUUUGUCAUCGAUCUUCCGAGAUUCUUUUCCAUCUUGGUGAAGUGUCAGAACCACCAUUUCCAGGUUCGCUGUAUACACUUUUCCACAUGAAACUAUACUACGACAUGCUACAUAGGCAUACAAAUAGUAGAACAUAUACUCCAUAAGUAUUACUAUACUGGAACAUAUGCUACAUAGGUAUACAUAUACUAGAAUAUAUACUACAUAGGUAUACAUAUACUAGAAUAUAUACUACAUAGGUAUACUGUAUGUUUGUCAUUUUGACAGCUGUCAACAGAUUUUGCUUCAUACAUGAUUUGAGAUUUACAGAGUAAACCUUGUAUGUGUCUGUUAGACUGUAAUAAAUGUAGAAAUUUAAAUUAGA
Acanthochromis polyacanthus (spiny chromis) is the source of this 7791-nucleotide messenger RNA. RefSeq names its product PDZ and LIM domain protein 3. Gene Ontology annotation, molecular function: actin binding; muscle alpha-actinin binding. The transcript is spliced from 7 exons. The record is from RefSeq and is a predicted model, not a curated record. Gene Ontology annotation, biological process: actin cytoskeleton organization; heart development; muscle structure development. The coding region runs from base 2188 to 3135 and encodes 315 amino acids. Gene Ontology annotation, cellular component: adherens junction; stress fiber; filamentous actin. NCBI's taxonomy places the organism in Eukaryota, Metazoa, Chordata, Actinopteri, Pomacentridae.